This is a messenger RNA of Python bivittatus (Burmese python), 2665 nucleotides long. Lineage: Eukaryota; Metazoa; Chordata; Lepidosauria; Squamata; Pythonidae. The record is from RefSeq and is a predicted model, not a curated record.
CAGUUCCAUGGGGGCGCGGGGGGGGGGCGAAGGAGAACAAGCCUUACUUUCCUUCCACCGUUUUAGGCCGUUUGCCCAGUCGAACUACGCCUGGUUUCUAAAUAUACAGUAUUCGCUUAGGAUAUGGCUAGUUGUGCAAAGAGGUGGGCGUUGGAAGAUUGAUCUUGCUUUUCCUGCAAGAAGGGGCGUUUUGUUUGACUGAUCUUCCGCAAAAGAACCGGAGCGGCGCAGGUGCGUACGGGUGGCUCCUACAGGGCACGGCGGGCAGGCGGGUUCUUCAGUUCGCCGCUUACGCUUGGAAGGGCGAGCUGCGAUGCUGCUUAAAGAGAGCGUGUCUUAACUCGGUGGAAAUGUCCCCAGCGCUGCUCCUCCGACUAAAUCCAGCAUAUUGUUCGUUUGACUCUAAUAAACAUGCACAGGUCUCCGCCGGCAAAUUACAAGCGACCGGCGUGGAUUCAUUAAUUGGGCAGAGAACUGAGAAAUGAAGAACUUGGGAGGGGAAAGAAGGGCCAAUUAGUGCGCCAGCCUCCAGCCUCCUUCUGGCGGACGCCCAAAUCUCAAGGGGCGGGGCUGGCGAUGGCGAGCGCGGCUCCGCAGCUGUAUGGCGUCAGCCCGCCCCACCUCCCCGCUCCUCGCCAGGCGCAGCGGCGUGCUUUGUCGGGCUGAGCGCAGAGCUCGGAGCUGUGUGUCAAAGGAUAGAGAGCUGGCUUGGCCAAUCGCAUCACAAGACCUUGAGUGGCUGCCAAGUCUGCGAAGCGAACGGUAGUGGGGCGGUUGCACGGAAAGGGAGGGGGAUCGCCCUCUUGGGAGGGAAGACGAGCCCCGCGGAGGGGGGGGGGCGCUCUUCCCCCGUCGUCGGCGCGCCAACCUUAACACGCCCUUGCGGGCAGCGGUGGAACUCCUGUCCCACCAGUUGGCCCGACCGGAUUCGUUUCCAAAACCCGUGGUGUGACACCAGGCUCCUCGGAGGGAGAAAGAGGAGGAGUUGCGGGGCGUCCCAUUUGACUCGCAGAGGCCUUGAAGUUUCUCCUGCCCCCCUGCGAACUUCCCAAGCGACCCAGCAGGGGUGUGAAACGGCCUGCACAUCCCCACGCCGGCCUGUGUUUACUUGAGAACUUCCGAGCUGUGCGAGGACUUCGGGCAAAGAGGGAAAGAGCUGCUCUUUCUCUGCGCGUCACCUCUGCCAAGGGUUGCAGUUGUCUGACUACACCGCCCAUCUCCCCACACUAAAUGAUGUAAGACGACUGUGCUACAAUACUGAACCUAGAGAAGAUCGCUGUUCGUAGAUCUCUGGGUCUUUGCUAACUUUUGGAUUUAAAAGGACUAAUUCGUAAAUAUCCACAGGAUCGCACGUCAAUCCAGCCAAGUCCUGCCCUGUAGUUUUCUUUUCCACCGGCUUUCUGCGCUGUCUGGCUUAGCAGGUGCAACAGCCACGCUGUACUCUCGAGCGAGCCGCGUUUGUACUUUGCCAGUGGUUAACCUCAUGGGAGUUUCCUGAGCACAUGGCGUUAUUACAGCUCUUGUGGGAACCAAGCCGCCACUUAUAUUAAGUCUUUUGUAGGCUGAAGUGCAUUGUGCAAAAGUAAGUAAGCUUCACACGAUGUCUGCCCUAAAACAUUUUCUACCGAGAGAAGUAGCUACACACGCCGACACCAUACAUUGCAGCGCGUAUAGAGAACAGUGGUUUCUCUAUGCGAGUCAACAAGCUUUCAGCGCGUGCCUAGUACAGCAAGGACUGAACGGGGGGGAGGCCGCUCCGCGCAGCCUUCGUACGCGGUAACUACAUAGGCUUCCCACCUCUCGGAGGCACUUCGAGAAAAUUGGCGGCGCCCAAUGAGAGCGCGUAGACUGCAAAGGGCGGGGCUAAGCUGGGAGGGUGGGGAAUCGCUGGGUGGUGUUGCUGGGAGACCCCGGCCGGGUCAGUGUUCCGUCCCUCCCCGCUGUUAUCCCGGCAUUUAUAUAUGGGGCGUGUGCAGCUGCUGCGAAGUUCCAGCAGUCUAGAUAGCUGCAGCUUUGGUUGAGUCUGUCUUCUCCCACCUCUCUGGGAAACUGAUGAGAUUAAUUCCGAUCUCAAGCAGUUAGCCCUUUCCUAUUCAGUCGUGGCGCAUCCAAAGCUUCCGAGGAAAGUGGGAUCUUUCGGUCCUUCCUGCAUUUCCGACCAUUACAGGAUCUAGAAAUGUCUACAACACUUUUAUCUGCCUUCUACGACAUCGACUUCUUCUGCAAGACCGAAAAAUCCUUGAGCAGCAUGCUGGACAAGAAGGCAGUGGGGAGCCCUGUGGGCACUUCUCCCAGCUCCAACUUCACGCCGGGCUUUCUGCGAAGGCACUCGACCAGCAAUCUUCAGGCUCUGGCUAACGGCAACGUCAAGUUCCCGAAUGCCUCGCUGUCCGCGCCCUCUAACUUCGGGAGCCUGAAGGAGCCUGGCACCGGGGCAGGCGGCGGCAGUACCAGCAGCAGCAGCCCCACCACCGCCUUGCUGAACAAGGAAAACAAGUUCCGAGACAGGUCUCUCAGCGAGAAUGGCGAACGAAGCCAACACCUCAUGCAACAGCUGCAGCAGCAGCAGCAGCAAGUGGUGGUUGUGGCAGCGGCUUCGGCGGGAAAGGGCGGCGGCGGAAGUCAGGAGUUAUCCAAAUCUUUCCUCUGGGUGAUGAAUGAAUGA